Molecule: messenger RNA, 2853 nt
Organism: Didymodactylos carnosus
Lineage: Eukaryota; Metazoa; Rotifera; Eurotatoria; Philodinida; Philodinidae
Source: the annotation of a GenBank genome assembly
AUGUUAAAGGGCGGCUUAUUGCCUUCACCGACAAUUACUCCUUUGACUAAUUCAAUAUCAUCGAAAAAUAAAAUUAACAGUCAAACGUUUGUUGAAUUGCGAUCUGAUGUGCCAAACGUUCGAAUUUACUUCAGUGUCGAUGGAACAAAACCGGAUCCAUUUCAAACAUUUAGAACGGGAAGGGUCUCAACAUUUAUGUACAAAGGUGCAUUUCGACUAGAACCUGGCAGAAGAGUUAUAAAAGCCCUUACCGAUCGCUCACCACUACCAAGGAGAAAACAAUUUGAAAACAAUAAACGACGAACAAAUUCAGAUUCAAAGCAGAAAAAUACUCCUUCAUUGUCAAGGUCACAUUCCGGUGCUUUUGGCAGAAGAAAUGAACCAUUUAAACACAUUAGAUCAGCGUGGGAUGAUGCUUUCAAUGUACAAGGAUCAAUUGAAGGUCCGAUUUCACCAGUAAAUUAUGCGGGAACACAAAUCAACAUUUGGGGUAUACCGCCUGGGGGACAGUUUGCUGAUGAACUUUUUCACAUGGCAAAUCCAUCUCGUAAUUCGCAAUACGGUUAUAUGACGGAAAAGAUGCUCGAACGUUUGCAACAACCAAAAUACAUUCCAAUUGCCACAGAACCUCAAAUUGCUGAUAUUACUCAUGAUAAAUUGGAACAAGAAAAUUUUUGGGAUAAAAAACCCACACCGUUUAGUAUGGCUGAUGGAAACUGGAAAAAAACCCUUGAACAUAUUUUUUCAAACACUUAUAAUUAUGUCAAAGAUGACGAAGAAUUACGUGAAUCAUUUGGAUCGAAAAAGUUUGGCAGACAACGCACAAUGAUUCAAAAUUUACAAUUUUUAGAGUAUAACCAACAGCCAACAUCGGAAUUAGAAAAUAAAAAGCCGCCAACGCGUAAAAGAGUACGAACACCUCGAGAAGAAGACAAACCAAUCAGGCAGCCAGAGCGACGACCGAAACCGAACACUCCACCUCAGACAUCUCCACGUACUUCACCUCUACCUGUCGAACAGCCUAAUGAAUCGAUGCAUGAUGAUCAUAAGCCAAAAGUGUACACUGAAGAAACAGUACAACAAGGUACUCUUAUUCCAUUUCAAAAUUUUAAUGCUGAACAAGAUUGUGAAGCAUUACGAAAAGCAGUGAAAGGUUUGGGGACAAAUGAGAGUAUGCUAAUACAUAUUCUUGGGAAUCGAAGUGUUGAACAAAGAUUAAAAGUCAAAGAUACUUACAAGAUAUAUGGUCAAUCGUUAGAGAAAGACGUCGUUGGAGAUACUUCGGGACAUUUCAAAAAGAUUUUAGUUGCAUUAUUACAAGGAAAACGUCCUGACUCAAAUGAAAUUAAUGAAGAUGAUGUACAAAAUGAUGCUCGACGUCUUUAUGAUGCAGGUGAAAAGAAGUGGGGCACUGAUGAAUCGCAGUUUAUUCAAAUUUUAUGUAAUCAAAGUGAUGUGCAAUUACGAGCAGUAUUUGACGCUUAUGGACAGUUUAGCAAGAAAGAUAUUGAAGCAGCAAUUAAAUCAGAAACAAGCGGUAGUUUACGCAAAAGUUUACUCGCUAUAGUACGUGUGAUGCGCAAUCGUCCUGGUUAUUUUGCAUAUCAAUUGAAGAAAGCUCUCAAAGGACUAGGUACGGAUGAAGAAGCUCUCAAUCGAAUUAUAAUAUCUCGCUGUGAAGUUGAUAUGAUACAGAUAAAAGAGGAAUAUAGCCAAAUUGGAAAACGGACACUUGAAAAUCAUGUUCAAAGCGAUACGUCUGGUGACUAUCGAAAAUUGUUACUUGAACUUUUGAAAGAUCCAAAUCAGCGGACAGCCAAUAUAGGCGAUGCAGGAAAAACCGGAGAUUUAACGUUACCAGGAUAUGAACAGCCACUUGUCUAUAAUGAAGAAAUUAUCCAACAAGGUACAAUGGUUCCUUAUCCCAAUUUCGAUGCAAAUCGAGAUGCAGAAGCUUUGCGCAAAGCAAUGAAAGGCAUGGGAACCGAUGAGAAAACUCUAAUUAAUAUAUUAGGAAAUCGAGUAACAGCGCAACGUUUACAAAUAAAAGAUGCGUUCAAGAGUAAAUUUGGACGAGAUUUAACCAAAGAUUUAAUUGAUGAAACGUCCGGAAACUUUAAAAAAUUGCUUGAACGAUUAAUGUUGGAUCCCGUUGAACUCGACUGUUUUGAGUUGAGACAAGCAGUCAAGGGAAUAGGAACAGACGAAGAAACUUUAAUUGAAAUAUUGGCAAGUCGUUCAAAUGCACGACUAAAAGCUAUCAAUGAUAUGUACCCUAAAACGUUGGAGAAAGAUGUUUCAUCCGACACAUCAGGUUCGUUUCGACGAUUAUUAGUGGCACUGUUACAAGGAAGGCGACCAGAAACAAUCGAGGUUAAUAUUGAACAAGCGAAACAAGAUGCGCAGACACUCGUUGAUGCUGGAGAACAAAAAUUCGGAACUGAUGAAUCCCGAUUUAAUGUACUGUUUUGUGAUAGAAGUGAUUCGCAAUUCCGAGCAAUUAUCAAUGAAUUUACAAAAUUAACUGGAAAAACGAUCGAAGAAUCAAUCAAAUCCGAAACAUCAGGGGAUUUAUCAAAAGGACUUCUUGCCAUUGUUCGUUGUAUACGGUCCCGUCCACACUUUUUCGCUGAACAACUUCGAAAAUCAAUGAAGGGAGCAGGAACGAAAGAAUCAACUGUUAAUCGUAUAUUAAUCACUCGAUCUGAGAUUGAUCUUGUACAGAUAAAGCAAGCAUUCAAUCAUUUAUUCAGCAGAGACUUGGAAAGAGAUAUUAGUGCAGAAACAUCAGGAGAUUACAAAAAACUAUUGCUGGAAAUACUAAAAGAGCCAGCUCAACGUGGUGCAACUUAA